Messenger RNA from Herpailurus yagouaroundi (jaguarundi), 2928 nucleotides. RefSeq names its product carboxypeptidase A5 (gene CPA5). Gene Ontology annotation, molecular function: zinc ion binding; metallocarboxypeptidase activity. Lineage: Eukaryota; Metazoa; Chordata; Mammalia; Carnivora; Felidae. The coding region runs from base 1298 to 2608 and encodes 436 amino acids. Gene Ontology annotation, biological process: proteolysis. The record is from RefSeq and is a predicted model, not a curated record. The transcript has 13 exons.
GCCACAUCUCGAGUGGCUAGUGGCUAUCCUAUUGGAUGGCACAGACACGGAACAUUUCCAUUAUCACAGAAAGUUCUACUGGAAAUUCUCAAGAAUUCUGAAGUGCUCUUCUCUCUUCCUCUCUUUCUUUUGCUCUUGCUCUCUCUCUCUCCCUCUCUCUCUCUCUCUCUCUCUCUCUCAUCCCACCCCUAAACCAAAUACAGGGAUAGUUGUCUUAUUAUUAGUGACUUAAGUGAUGCUUUUGAGCGAGAAGAUGCUGGGUACUUUUGGUGCCUAGCACCAUCCCACUUUUUUCUUUUAAAUUCCUGAGCUGUUGUUUACUAGGACGUUCUUUUAUUCCUGUUUCUACUAAAGCUGAAUGUUACUUGGGUGGAAAGCCUAAUUGCUUUCUUUCUAGGUCCUUAAACCCUUUGUUAAUGUUUCUGUCUGAGAGUUCCCAAAGCCAGGGUUCUAGGAGAGUUUGGCAUGUCUGAACAACUGAACAACUGAAUAAUGGAGUAGGUCCGGCGGGGUGUGGGAGCAGGGCAUUCUGUCAAUAAAAGAGCUCCCCUCUCUGCACACAUGGCCAGUUAAUUGGCCAUUCUGGGAAAGUAUGGAUGGGGAGGGGGGCUUCUGAGAAUCGCCGGUGACAGUUAAGUGGCCUUUUGUUGACGUCCUCUGCUGAACAACUUUGUUGGAUUUAGUCUCUGCCUCCCCCCCCCCCCCCCCCGCCUCCUGUGGAUUUUCUGUUAGAUUCAUCAUUUACCAUUCACGCAUCAUCUUUCACUCUCUCCUUCCAAUAUGACUGCUUUGUGUGCUGGCCUCCGCUUUAUUCCUGCUAUUCCCAGCCCAUAAAGGGGGCUGUGUGGGCCUUCAGCAGGACUGAGAAAUUGACUCUGCUGUCUGUUGAGAACUAUAAUGAUUGCAGUGACCUUCAUGUCUGGCAGAAAAUCCACUACCUGUGCCGGCAUAAUGGCGGCCAGCUGAACAUAGAGAAAAGGGAGUCUUCACCGAAUUCCUUCUCGUGCUAUAUGUAUUUCCUUUGUUCCCCUCUCUAUUCCCUUCUGUUCCCCUUCUCCCCACUGCAACUGGAGUGCUGACCUAAGAUGCAGCUGUGACUAAGAGUUAAUGCUUGGAAAUAAUAAUACAUUCUAUUUUGCAGGCUUUGCCAAGCCAGUUCACCCACGUUGUCUCAUCUAAUAUUCCCCCCAACCCCUGUGAGGCCGGGCCUGCUGGCCUUUAGGUGCUGUCCUGUCCUGAGGCUUCAGCCAUGCCUGCGCACGAAGAAAGGGCUUGAAGCUCGCCUGAAGGAAGAAGCAUGCAGGGGACCCCUGGAGGAGGCGUGGGCCCUGGGCUGUCCCCUGUGGACCGGUGGACGCUCCUGGUCUUCAGCUUUAUUCUGGCAGCAGCUUUGGGCCAAAUGAAUUUCACAGGAGACCAGGUUCUUCGAGUCCUGGCUAAAAAUGAGAAGCAGCUUUCACUUCUCAGGGAUCUGGAGGGCCUGAAGCCCCAGAAGGUGGAUUUCUGGCGUGGCCCAGCCAGGCCCAGCCUCCCGGUGGAUAUGAGAGUUCCUUUCUCUGAACUGAAAGACGUCAAAGCUUACCUGGGCUCUCACGGCCUUGCUUACAGCGUCAUGAUAAAGGACAUCCAGGUGCUGCUGGAUGAGGAGAGAGAAGCCAUGGCCAAAUCCCGCCGGUUGGAGCGUAGCACCAGCAGCUUUAGUUAUGCCUCUUACCACACCCUGGAGGAGAUAUAUAGCUGGAUCGACAACUUUGUGGCCGAGCACUCAGAUAUAGUCUCAAAAAUUCGGAUUGGCCACAGCUUUGAAAACCGGUCCAUUGUUGUCCUGAAGUUUAGCACUGGAGGACCUCAGCGCCGGGCCAUCUGGAUUGACACUGGAAUCCACUCCCGGGAGUGGAUCACCCAUGCCACUGGCAUCUGGACCGCCAAGAAGAUUGUCACUGAAUAUGGCAAAGACCGCACGCUGACGAACCUACUGAACGCCAUGGACAUCUUCAUGGAGAUCGUCACCAACCCUGAUGGGUUUGCGUUUACCCACAGCAUGAACCGCCUGUGGCGGAAGAACAAGUCCACCAGACCUGGAAUCUUCUGCAUCGGUGUGGAUCUUAACAGGAACUGGAAGUCAGGUUUUGGAGGAAAUGGUUCUAAUAACAACCCCUGCUCUGAGACUUAUCGUGGGCCCUCCCCUCAGUCGGAGCCAGAGGUGGCUGCCAUCGUGGACUUCAUCACAUCCCAUGGGAACAUCAAGGCUCUGAUCUCCAUUCACAGCUACUCUCAGAUGCUCAUGUACCCUUACGGCCACUCACCGGAGCCUGUUCCAAACCAGAAGGAGUUGUACGAUCUUGCCAAGGACGCAGCGCAGGCCCUGUAUGAGGUCCACGGGAUCCAGUACAUUUAUGGCAGCAUCAGCACCACCCUCUAUGUGGCCAGCGGGAUCACUGUCGACUGGGCCUAUGACAAUGGCAUCAAGCUCUCCUUCACCUUCGAGCUCCGGGACACGGGGCGCUAUGGCUUCCUGCUGCCGGCCUCCCAGAUCAUCCCCACGGCCCAGGAGACGUGGCUGGCGCUUCGGACCAUCAUGGAGCACACCUUGAAUCACCCCUACUAGCAACACCACCGAGGGCAGAGCGGGAAGUUAUGAAGGCUGGGGGUCUCUGGACUCGCGAGGCCCUGCAUGAACCUAACAUCUGGGAGAAGACUAAAGCGAGGCCUCUUCUUCCUAUGACCGAGGGGGUCUCCUCAGCAAGCCCAGGGACGUGACGGUUGGAGGAGUUUAUCAAGUGAAAGCUCAAUACUUAAACAUGUGAGUUUUAGAGAUAUUACAGAAUAAUCUCUUUUUCAUAAACUCUGAAUAUUUUUGUUUUUCAUUUCUGGGGUAUAUAAUGCCAAACAGGAGUUCAGUUUUUCUACAUGCUGCCUGAUUGGUUG